This is a messenger RNA of Dunckerocampus dactyliophorus (ringed pipefish), 2091 nucleotides long. It is a transcript of the gene ppm1na, whose product is annotated as protein phosphatase, Mg2+/Mn2+ dependent, 1Na (putative). The record is from RefSeq and is a predicted model, not a curated record. Gene Ontology annotation, biological process: positive regulation of canonical NF-kappaB signal transduction; protein dephosphorylation; negative regulation of canonical NF-kappaB signal transduction. Gene Ontology annotation, cellular component: nucleus; cytosol. Gene Ontology annotation, molecular function: protein serine/threonine phosphatase activity; magnesium ion binding; manganese ion binding. The transcript has 6 exons. Bases 351 to 1664 code for a protein of 437 amino acids. Lineage: Eukaryota; Metazoa; Chordata; Actinopteri; Syngnathiformes; Syngnathidae.
GGGAGGAAGGUGAGGGAUAAAGACACUGAAAUAGACGAGCCAAUAGAAGCUGGGGGCUAAAAAGGGAGGAGAAAAGAAGGCACAAACCCCAAAGAGAGUUGUGGUGAAAUGAAGAGAAGUCAUCCAUGCUACAAGGUGGUCAAAGAUGCAAGAAAAUGUUAUUCUUUUUCAGAGAAUAACCUCAAAGUUUGAUUGAAGAAGAUCAUUUUGACUUGUAUUUGGUUACCUGCUCAUCUGUUGCCCUGGACCUGCUGAGGAAGACAAAGGGCCGGCGCAGGGGCACCAGCAGGAGGAGAAGACGGACGGCGGCCAGGUCCAGCAGGAAGCUUGAGCGCCGACUCCGAGGUGUGAUGAGGACGGCUCGCAGGGCGAGCAAUGUGGAGGUGCCCUCCUUCCUCCGGCAGCUGGUCAAAGAAACCGAGAAGAUGGUCACCUUCUUCUUCAAAGGCGGGACGAGAGAAAAGGGGCCGGAGGAGGAGGAAGAAGACAAUGGUGACGACGAGGACGGCAUGCACAGCCCAUACCUGGAGCGGCCCAUUUUGGAGAAGCACGUGUCCGAGGGUGGGUCCCAGUCUGGGCUGAACUACGCGGUGGCGAGCAUGCAGGGCUGGAGGGCUCAGAUGGAGGAUGCGCACGCUUGCAUGCCUCAGAUGAGUGGAGAGCUGAGCGAGUGGGCCUAUUUUGCUGUGUUUGACGGCCAUGCUGGAACCACCGUGGCCCAGUACUGCUCCAGGAACCUGCUGGACCACAUCCUGGCUACAGGUGGGGUUAAAGCAAGUGAAGACCCCGAGCAGGUGAAGGAGGGCAUCCGCGAGGGAUUCCUGAACAUUGACAGCCACAUGCACAAACUGGCCCGCCAAGACAACUGGGAUCGAAGCGGCACAACGGCAGCGGCCAUCAUGAUCUCCCCGCGCUACGUCUACUUCAUCAACUGCGGGGACUCGCGCACUCUCCUUUGCCAUAACGGCCAGCUGGUCUUCUACACGGAGGACCACAAGCCCUUCAACCCCAGGGAGCGGGAGCGCAUCCAGAACGCCGGCGGCUCGGUGACCCUACAGCGCGUCAACGGCUCGCUGGCCGUGUCACGAGCCCUCGGAGACUUCGACUUCAAGCAGGUAGACUGGAGGCCGCAGACCGAGCAGCUGGUGUCGCCCGAGCCUGAAGUGUGCGAGAUGGAGAGGACGGCCCAGGACGAGUUUGUCAUCCUGGCCUGCGACGGCGUUUGGGACGCCAUUGGCAACGAGGAACUGUGCGCCUUCGUGCGCAGCCGGCUGCAGGUGUGUGACGACCUGAGAGAAAUUUGUACGCAAGUCAUUGACCUCUGCCUCUACAAGGGCAGCUUGGACAACAUCAGCAUCAUUAUAGUGUGCUUCCCCGGCGCCCCCCAGCUGUCAAAGGAGGCACUGCAGCAGGAGGCAGCUCUGGAGCAACACAUUGACGUGAAAGUGGAAGAAAUCAUCCAGAUGAUGAGGUCCAAAGAUGAAGACCCUGAUCUUUUAUACGUGAUGAAACUCCUGGCUAAGGAGGAGAUACCAGGACUUCCACCAGGGGGAGGCAUCACCAGCAAGCGGGACUGCAUCAUCUCGUCUUAUCAGAAACACAUCGCAGCUCUUCGGACUCAUGAACCAAUGGACAUCGGCGGAUCCGAAGAGGACUCCAAUUAAAGCCCUUAUCGUGGAAACUGAAUCACCAACCACAUUUUAUGAAUCAUUCUGUGUCGUUAUCCUGAAUAUUCAUUUAAAAAAAUCACGUUUGUUACUUCCCGUAACUAUGACAUUGACUGAUUUGUGUCAUGCUAGAAGCUUCUGUACAUGGCAGCUCAUUAUACACUCACAGGACAUAAAAUUAGGCACACACAACCUGACACAAGAGUCGCAUAAUAAAAAGUCUGCAUUCUUUCGAGAAUAUGUUGAUUAUUGUGGUUGUAGAAGUGCACUGUAUGUUUCUGAUCAUGUUUAAUACAGGGUUUGGGUUAUCAGGGUAAAAAUGUGCUAUUUGAUGCUGACUUGUGUAGGUUGCCCUACAGGGGCGACACAUUGCAAUUUGUGGAAUAAAUCGAUCAGGAAUCAGUGGCAAUAAAAUGUACAUGCA